AACAUACGUACAAAAAAUCAAUUGGCUCUCUAUCCUAAAAAAAAAGAGAGUUGGAUCCCUCUCUUUCCCAUUUGUCUAGCUUGGACGGUAGUUGGUAAAUCUCAAAACCCAUUUGAGCCCUUCAAAAACCAUUCAUCUACAUUCAUAUUCUUAACUUCCAAACAUCUCAUUUUAUAGAAGAUCAAAGACCAAAAAGUUGUACCUUAGAAGUGAAGAAGAAGAAGACCAAAGCAAUUAAAAGGAUUGUUGUUUAAGAAUGGCAGUCAAGAAAAGCACAUGGAGAUCUUUGGUCACGAGUUGUUACACAGCCGAUUGCGCGCCCACGAAGCCGAAGAAAGUGGUAACAAAAACGUCGUCGUUUCAGAGACUUUCGAUGUCGGAUUUGAGUAAUCCCAGCUCGACACUUUCGGAAGAUCUCUCCAUAUCUCUUGCCGGUUCUAAUCUCCACGUGUUCACAUAUGCCGAGCUAAAGGUCAUAACGCAAAGUUUCUCGUCUAGUAACUUUAUCGGCGAAGGUGGGUUCGGCCCCGUCCAUAAGGGGUUCGUCGACGACAAGAUUAGGCCCGGUUUGAAGGCCCAGCCGGUGGCGGUCAAGAACUUGGACUUGGAUGGAACUCAAGGCCACAGGGAGUGGUUGACUGAGGUGAUUUUCCUGGGCCAAUUAAGACAUCCACAUCUUGUGAAGCUUAUUGGGUAUUGCUGUGAAGAAGAACAUAGACUACUCGUGUAUGAGUACAUGCCAAGAGGCAGCUUAGAAAAUCAAUUAUUCAGAAGAUAUACUGUUUCUCUACCAUGGUCAACGCGGAUGAAAAUCGCGCUUGGAGCUGCAAAGGGUGUUGCUUUCCUACACGAAGCUGAAAAAUCAGUCAUAUAUCGUGACUUUAAGGCUUCAAACAUCCUUCUAGACUCGGAUUACACUCCAAAGCUCUCUGAUUUUGGGCUCGCAAAAGAUGGUCCCGAAGGUGAUGACACACACGUGUCAACUCGAGUUAUGGGCACUCAGGGUUACGCUGCUCCUGAAUAUAUCAUGACAGGUCACUUGACAGCAAUGAGCGAUGUUUAUAGUUUUGGCGUGGUACUGUUGGAGCUUAUCUCAGGGAGAAAGUCCUUGGACAAGAGCCGGCCGAAUAGAGAGCAUAAUUUGGUUGAUUGGGCCAGGCCCAUGUUGACCGACCCGAGAAAGCUUAGCCGGGUAAUGGACCCAAGACUGGAAGGGUUGUACUCCGAAGCUGGAGCAAAAAAAGCCGCCGCAUUGGCUUACCAAUGUCUGAGCCACCGGCCCAAACAUCGGCCCACGAUGAGCAGUGUCGUCCAAACUCUGGGACCACUGACGGACUUCGACGACGUAUCGGCGCCUUUUGAGUAUACUUUUCCAUCCGAGAGUAAAAUUGAAGAUGGUAAAGAGAAUGAAGAAAAGAAAGAAUUAAAGAAGGAGAAUGGGCAAGGUCACCAUCAAAAUCACCCGCUUCACCAUGGCCACAACAGGCAUCGUAUAAGGUCCCCAAAGUCUCCAAAUUUUUACUCUUCGGAAAAUGGGGUGAGACAGUACCAUAGAAGUGGUUUGAACUCUCCUUUACACGGCCACCAUACAGCAAACGGGACUGUUUAGAGUAUUGUGAUUAGAUCAUACAGUGACAGAUACUGUAAAUAGAGAUAUCUUUAUAUAUAUAUAUGUAUAUUUAUUACUGGCGAUGAAGUGUAAAUCUGAAUUAGCUCUUCAGAUUGUGAAGCAAUUUUUCUUUCUUUUUUAUUUAUUUUUUGAGAUAAAUACUAUUGAAUUGUUUAUGGAAAA
Messenger RNA from Humulus lupulus (European hop), 1792 nucleotides. RefSeq names its product serine/threonine-protein kinase RIPK. The transcript has 5 exons. NCBI's taxonomy places the organism in Eukaryota, Viridiplantae, Streptophyta, Magnoliopsida, Rosales, Cannabaceae. Bases 257 to 1609 code for a protein of 450 amino acids. Gene Ontology annotation, biological process: protein phosphorylation. Gene Ontology annotation, molecular function: protein kinase activity; ATP binding. The record is from RefSeq and is a predicted model, not a curated record.